CACAUAAUAAAAUAAGUAAAUCGCGAUUGAUGUCUUGGGAGCAAGGUCGGGAGUUACGUUGUCUGAUUUGAAUAAUAAUUUUCCCGGAAAGUGAAUACCUAGUUAUCGGAGGGUGUCAGCUGUUAAUAAAUAAACAUGGUCGUUGGUGCGUUUCCUAUUGCGAAACUAUCAGUUUUACUUAUAAAACAGAUAAGUAAACCAAUCGCUAAUAUUUGCAAAGAAAGAGCCAAAAAUAAUCCUUUUUUCAGAACCUAUGUCUGUAUGCCACCAGCUCAGUUCUACAAUUGGUGUGAAGUGAAAGCUAAAAUGUGGAUAUUAAAUUUAGGAAAACCAGUAAAUAUUCCCGUUCUGAGCCAAGAAAUGGCUAUAGAGCUAGGAGCAAACCUCCUUGGUGAAACCGUUAUAUUUGUUAUUGGUGCUGGUUUACUGGUCAUAGAAUACAACAGGCAAAGCAAAAAGGAGGCUGCAAAAGAGGCUAAACGGGAGGAGGAAUUAAAACACAUAACUCGGACAAUAACAGACCUGUACUUCACUGUUCAGCACCAACAGACCCAGCUAAGAGAAAUGGAAAGAAUGUUUCAUGCGUUGGAUCCGAAAACUCCAAGUUCUUCACCACCGUCUUCAAGUGGGCCCUCGGGACCAAAACCAAACCCAACACCUCCUACACCACCCCCAGUCAUUACUGUUAGACCCCAAAAUCUGAGCUGCUCUAUGGACUACACCGACUCUACAACACCGUACCCAAACAACAGUGUGAUUCUCCAGUCACUGAAUUAUAUACAAAUGGAUGUUUUUAGUACAUUCUUUAAUCGAUCAAGCAACUCAGAAAAUAUUCAAAGGGUGGACAGAACACAAGUGACUUCGAGACGUGAACCUGCGCUUCUGUCUGAAACAUUACAAAACCUGGAAAAUAACUUUAGAAGCCUAUUUUGAAAAGGACAUGUAAAUAUUCAGAUCUAACAGAUCGUAUUGUAGUUACCUAUUUAUUUUUUAAUUAUUUAAGAUGUUCUUUUUGAUGAGAUUUUAAUUUUGUGAAAGGGAGUGUUAUAUGGCAAAUUUUUUUUUUUUACAUAUUUUGUUGCGUUGCUUAGAAACAUUUUGUAGAUAAUAUAUUCCAGGGGAAGUAUGUAGUUUCUUCGAACAGCAAUGCUUGUGCAAUUAUUAUUAUGUACCUACGUAUAUCUUACCAACAAAUAUAUAUAAAGAAGUGAUGAUUUUGAGUAUUUCAUACUUAAUACACCAUUUUAAACAAUGUUAGUAUAGUUGUAAGUGUAAUGAAGUUCUGCGAAUCAAAUUAAUAUUAAAUAAAACCUCGAUAACAUAAUAGAA
Messenger RNA from Danaus plexippus (monarch butterfly), 1329 nucleotides. RefSeq names its product optic atrophy 3 protein homolog. The record is from RefSeq and is a predicted model, not a curated record. Gene Ontology annotation, biological process: regulation of lipid metabolic process. Bases 136 to 933 code for a protein of 265 amino acids. The transcript is spliced from 3 exons. Gene Ontology annotation, cellular component: mitochondrion. Lineage: Eukaryota; Metazoa; Arthropoda; Insecta; Lepidoptera; Nymphalidae.